Molecule: messenger RNA, 2024 nt
Organism: Ilyonectria robusta
Lineage: Eukaryota; Fungi; Ascomycota; Sordariomycetes; Hypocreales; Nectriaceae
Exons: 9
Coding region: 36-2024 (662 amino acids)
Biological process (GO): regulation of DNA-templated transcription; DNA-templated transcription
Molecular function (GO): DNA-binding transcription factor activity, RNA polymerase II-specific; zinc ion binding; DNA binding
Source: RefSeq, a predicted model, not a curated record
CAGACACGCAGAGCUGCUGAAUCAGUCUAGACAUCAUGGCCAGCGUGCAUGGAGGAGAGACGAUCCGAGCACAGCGGCAGCGGCUUUCUUUACUUCCCCGCGCGUGUGAAGGAUGCAAAAUACGCAAGACUCGAUGCGAUCGGUCUAAUCCUUGUUCGAAUUGUAAAGCAUCUGGUAUCACCUGCCAGCAACCUCCUGUGGAGACAGAAAGCCGUCCGAAAGUCGACCGAGUAGCUCAAUUGGAAGACUAUGUCGAGCGACUGGAAGAGCGAUUGUCCAAGGUGGAGAACCAGCUCUCCGGUCAUGGCAUCGAAUCUGAGGCUCCCAGAGCCCCGUCGGUGGCCCACACUGGCAGGACGGAAAACGAAACUCCCGUGUCACAUCUGCUCAAAGACAGUCCUGGAAGUCUAUACGAAGGCAGUUCCUCCUUUACGAACCAUUCCGUCGAAGCCAUCGAGGUUGCCCAGCGAACAGUUGGAUCCAAUAUUUCCGGAGCAGCAUCGAGUGUUGGCGCGUCUCUCAGUGACCUAGAUGCUCUGCUUCAGCCGUCUUCGGCCUUGCCGGCUCUGGAAAACCAUCAGUUCUCGUUCAAUACCGAUUCUCGCCCCCUACCAACUCUCGAGCCGUUACCUGUUGCACUUGUUCUCUCUGUUGUGCGGAGGAUGAAGGCCAACCCACCGAUAUUCUUCUCCGGGUACACAGUCAAUGACACAUCUCUCAUCGAGAAUCUCUGCCAAGCAGUCUUUUUCCCGACAGACCCGGUAUCUCUAGGCCAGCUCACCAGCAUGAACGGAAUACUGUAUUGUGUCCUGAAGGAAUAUCUCGCAACGCAGGACCCGUUGGGUAAACAGUACGAUCUCAAAGCAUUUCUCGCCAAGUGCGAUCGCAACUUCAAUCUUGGUAUCGAAACGUAUGAUGUUCUGGCUGUGCCUACUUUCGACAACGUGCUGGCAUUGACAUUGGGGGUAAUCAAGGCGCAGAGUGAGUGCAAGCCUCAACUAUGCUGCACUCUCAUUGCAACAGCAGCCAGCCAUUGUCAAAUGCUAGGAUACCAUCGCGAGAUGACGUAUCGCAGCGACACACGCCGAAUCGCUGAGCAAAAGCAUCGCAUCUUCUGGUCUUUGUACAUAUUCGACAAGAAUAUGUUCUUGCUUCUAGGUCGCGCCUCUAAUAUCCAAGACUCUGAGAUUGAUGUACAGUACCCAUCUCUAUCGACAGAUCCUGGUCAGCUGCCGUGGGAUAGAUGGUAUCUGAUGGCUAUCCUGCUAGCCAAAGAACAAGGCCGAAUUUACGAAACGCAAUACUCGGCUGCAGCGUUGAAAACAUCCACUGCAACCCGGGAACAUCAUAUCAACGAACUGAGCGUCGCCCUGCAGCAGUGGCGCACCAACUUGGAGCAGAUUGAUCCUAGUCGGGUCAAGCACCCCGAAAUAUUUGCACUGUCUAGGCACCAUUGGGACAUAAUGUACUACUCCACGUUGACAUCUCUGUUACGAGCGUCGACGACUUCUGGGGUAGGAGCAGAAAUCAGCUCCGCCUGUUUUCAAGCCGCGCGCUCGAGCUUGCAAAGCCAUCUUCGUUGCUUUUCCGGCUAUCAAAUGAUCGAGAUAGUCUCAGACAAAGAUUUUGCCGAUUGGGUCCUUCACAAUUCUUCCUUCAACCCAUUUCUUGUGAUUUUCCUCCAUGCCAUUGCAGCAACCAGCCUGGAAGAUGUGCAACUACUAGACGAGGUCGUCGAAACCCUUCGGAAAGUUAGGGGAGCGUCGAGCAGCUCCGAACGGCUCUAUCUAAUCUGCGCUACCUUUGCGCGGAUAGCGGGACGGAUGGUGGAGGAACAAAGCUCUUGCAUUCCGAUUAUCUGGCCCGAGUCACUGCAGGACUUUCCGGAGAUGGACACGUCGGCUGAUCAAUUCUCCGACUGGGGCGUUCCCGACAUGGCUGGAAUUUUAACAAGUUGGGCCGAAGGACAGCCAUCUGCCUUUGGUAUGUAUGGGACAAAUAUGAGAGGGGGCCAGCCGGAAUAG